GACGUAUGUCUGUGUUGUGUAUAAAAGGACGUAACAGCUCGGCAGCAAACGCCACAUCUGCUCCGACCUUUACAAACGUUAUAUCCAAUCAAGAUGAGUCGUCGAAGUUUGGUGUUUUUCGGUUUGCUGUUUGUGCUGGUGGUUGUCGCACUGGUAGCAGAGGCUGAUGAACGUCAGAAACGCUCUCCCAUUUUGGGUCUCCUGCUAGCUAAAAAGCUUUUACACGGCGGAGGUCAUCACCACCAUCAUUACGGCGGUCAUGGCCAUCACGGAGGCUACGGCCGAUAUGGUGGACACGGAUACGGCGGACAUUACGGAGGAGGUCACCAUUAUUACGGAUAAGCGGAUGAGCAGUCUCGACUGCAAAUUAUUCACGGACACUAAGGCAUGGAAAACUCCUGG
Daphnia pulicaria is the source of this 402-nucleotide messenger RNA. RefSeq names its product glycine-rich cell wall structural protein-like. Lineage: Eukaryota; Metazoa; Arthropoda; Branchiopoda; Diplostraca; Daphniidae. The record is from RefSeq and is a predicted model, not a curated record. The transcript is spliced from 4 exons. Bases 94 to 342 code for a protein of 82 amino acids.